AUGCGUGUAUCAAACCUUUUGCCGAUUCUGACGGCUGCUGCCGGUGGAUUUGUUGCUGAAGCCUCCUUGUUGAGACGUGACGAUUCCAUUGCCAGCAACGACACUUCAUCUGCCCCCAUUCCCAACCGCUAUAUCGUGGAGUUUGCAGAGGGCGUCAAUCCUCAACAGGCGGCUAGUGAUCUUGUGAAUGCCGGGGCUACUGUGCUCAAAAUCUUUGACUCGGAUGUCUUCAGUGGCGCAUCAGUUAUAUCGGAUACGCAUAAUCUGGACACGUUACAGUCGCUUGCACCAGUCCUUCGAUCAUGGCACUCUAAGAAGAUUAAAAUCACAGCCCCUAUUGCAGCGCCUCAGACAUUUGGUCCUGCUGCGGCAGGUGCCGGCUUCUCUGUCCACCACAUGACUGGUGUGGACAAGCUUCACGAAGCCGGCAUUUUAGGAAAGGGUGCUAAAGUGGCUGUUGUCGAUACCGGUGUUUGGUAUCCACACCCUGCACUCGGGGGCGGUUUUGGACAUGGCUUUAAAGUUGCUGGAGGAUAUGAUCUUGUUGGCACUUGGUGGGGUUAUAACACUUCGGACAAGUUGCCGAAGCCAGAUCCGCUAGAUGGCCUUGGACAUGGAACUCACGUCUCGGGAAUCAUUGCUGGACAGGCCGGCAGUUAUGUCGGAGUAGCACCUGAGGCUUCUUUGUAUGUUUACAAAGUUUUCGGCGAUUAUGCAGACUACACCGAAACCGACACACUUAUUGAUGCCUUCCUGAUGGCGUACAGAGAUGGGGCCGAUAUCAUCACCUCAUCUGUUGGCGGCCAAUCUGGCUUCUCGGAUGAUCCAUGGGCGGUGACAGCUUCUCGUCUCGCGGAACAAGGCGUAGUAGUCACUAUUGCCAAUGGCAACGACGGUGCCAAUGGCCCUUUUAGCGAGAGCAAUGGCUCGAACGGUGAGUAUGUUCUCGCCGUGGCUUCUGUCAAUGCCGAUGUGAUUGCAGAGGCCGCUUUCGAGGCUACCUUCGGAGACAAUACUUCAAAGAAGAUCACCGUCCCAUACCAAGCGUCAGACUUCUGGGACUCGACUGCAUAUAACGGAUGGCCCAUUGUUCCAUUUAAUACUAAUGCUUCUGCCCCAACUGAUGCUUGCCAUGCAUUCAACGACGGCUGGAAUCUCAACUAUACAAAUUCCAUCGUCCUCGUCACCGAUGGUGCAUGCAGCUGGCAGACGAAACUGUCUGUUCUUAACGCUUUACAUAAUUAUACAUUGCCUAUCCUGAUAUACACUUCUCAGUAUCCCGUUAGCGCAUUUUUCAACGGCUCUGGAGAUAGUACAGUCGGCUAUAUCCCUCUCGAUGCGGGUGAGGCCAUCAUGAAGGCUCUUCGGACUGGUGUAAAAGUGACAGCAGACUUCAAGAAUACUGUCGAGUAUCUUAAAUUUCUGCCGAGCCCGGCUUUUUCUAGUGGUGGAAGGCCCAGCUAUUUCAGCAGCAUCGGCCCUACAAAUGAUUUAGCACUCAAGCCGGACAUCGCAGCACCCGGUGAAGACAUUUUCUCGACGUGGCUUGACGAUAGCUGGGCGAUUCUAAGUGGUACUUCCAUGGCUACUCCCUACAUUGCUGGUGUUGCGGCGCUCUAUAUAGGGAAGUACGGAGGUAGAAAGGUCCAUGGCCCUGGGUUUGCCAAAGACUUGUCCAUGCGAAUCAUUGCGUCUGGAAAGUCGCUUGACUGGCUCGCUGAUCCAUUGAAUCCUGGCAAUUCUGACUUCCGAGCUCCUGUUUUCCAGGUUGGCACUGGACUUGUGAAUGCAUCUAAAAUUCUGAAUUACCAAACGAGCCUGUCAUUCUCAAAGUUCAUGCUCAAUGACACGCACAACUUCGAACGGUACCACAGCGUCGACAUCACGAACAACAGCCCGCAUCCAAUUACUUAUACCUUUUCCUUCGAAGCUAGCGGCGCAAUAGAUACGAUGGUACCCAGCCAGGACCCCUCGGGAAAGCCUGUGGUUGGAGUCUACACUCAAGUCUUUGCUGCUCCCUACGCUGCCAUCCCGUCUGUUUCGCUACCUCGCGGUACAUUUACCGUUCAGCCAGGCAAGACAAAAACAGCCAAUAUCAACUUUAUGUAUCCCUCCGGCUUGAACGCAAAUAACUUGCCGUUGUACAGUGGCAAGAUCAUCAUCGCGGGGAGUAACGGGGAGUCGCUCGCAGUGCCAUAUAUGGGUGUCGGUGCGAAUGUUCAUAAAGACCUAGAUUCGGUUUUCUACUACGGCAAUGGACUUCCUGUCAUCACAUCUGGGUUACGAGGAACACCAAUCGGAGACUCUCCUAGCUGGAGCUUCAAUGUCAACCCUUUCGCCAAGUCCUAUCCCACUUUCCGCCUUGCCUUCAACUUUGACACAACUGAGUUUCGCUGGGACGUAUUUGACUCAACAUGGAAAGAGAAAGAUUGGACGUAUCCGCCUGUCGUCGGUAAGAAGGGCUACGUUGGAGCCGCGUCACUGUGGUUGAAUGGAAUUCCACUUCUCAUUCCUAACACGAGCCUCGUCACUGCAACACCAUUUACAGACAUACCAAGAAGUAUCGGUGGUUCAGAUGCGUGGCUUUGGUUCGGUAAGCUCGCGAAUGGAUCUCAGUUAACACCAGGAACGUACUCGAUGAGGUUGGCGGCGCUACGCCCAUUCAGCACCAAUCCACAAAACUCAGACAACUGGGACAUAUUCACUACGCCGCAAUUCCAAGUUACUCCU
Molecule: messenger RNA, 2730 nt
Organism: Trichoderma virens Gv29-8
Lineage: Eukaryota; Fungi; Ascomycota; Sordariomycetes; Hypocreales; Hypocreaceae
Exons: 6
Biological process (GO): proteolysis
Cellular component (GO): cytosol; membrane; cell wall
Molecular function (GO): tripeptidyl-peptidase activity; serine-type endopeptidase activity
Source: RefSeq, a predicted model, not a curated record